Penicillium cosmopolitanum is the source of this 2316-nucleotide messenger RNA. RefSeq lists its product as uncharacterized. The transcript has a single exon. Lineage: Eukaryota; Fungi; Ascomycota; Eurotiomycetes; Eurotiales; Aspergillaceae. The coding region runs from base 1 to 2316 and encodes 771 amino acids. The record is from RefSeq and is a predicted model, not a curated record.
AUGACGGAUGGAAUGAUCGAUGAGCCCCAUGUUCACAGUUUUGCCAACGCGCUUCCGGGAGCUGGUAUCCAUGGCACAGCCUGUGUCAUUGUUCUUUUCGGGUCUGCUACACAUUCUCCAUUUUCAUGCAAUGUUUCCGUGGGUAUCUCUGUUUUCGCCGUCGCUCCGCAUUGUAUAUUCCUUUUCCACGACGUAAGAAGUGAAAAGGUUUAUGUCUUCCAGGCAAAAGGCUGUUUCGCGACGCUACUGCCGAAAGAGAAGCGAUUUGCAGCUUUUGGGAAGUGGACACGAUGGACCGACUUGGUCAGAAUCGACUAUAAAGAUUUGGCACGGGUCAGGGUACCAGCUGCCACCAAAUUAUCUCAAGACACAGUGCUACUUCCGGAUGGACGGAAAUUCGACAUGAACAGCAUUUACAAUAACAAUAUGUCAGAUGCGGAUAAAAUGGACCUACUUUCCGAUUACACGGCUCUGGAUGUUAUCAUUCUGGCCGCGAAAACUCGCGGAAGAGAUACAGAGGUUAAAUCGUGGAUCUCUAAUGCUCGCACUGCGAGAGAAUCCCAAAGUCUCAUGUUUCUGCGACGUGAGGAUUCGGGCGGAAAAGCGAGAUUUUAUCUGCUAUCCAUCCUGGAACACGCUGUUCGCAAAAGUAUUGUCGCAGAUCAGCCCGAGCUCAUGUGGCAGAAUAUCCGAACAUCAUCGGAGUCUAUAAAUGGUCUGAAAUUCAACCUUCAUGACCAACACGCCAAAAAUUGGCACGCAUUUGAAAAACAACUCAACUCGGAGUCAGACCUGUCGACAAAGAUGUAUCAGGUUUUUGACGAUGUGAUUACCACCAUGAAUACAUACAAGGAAUGUGGGACGAGUUCUCCUGCAAUGCUGAUGCCCAUGACAUCCCCUCCAGUAGGGCAUGCUAGAGACCAGAGGAUGAGUCCUUUGCAUAGUCCAAACAAUCAGAGACAUAUUCCGUAUAUGUCGCGGGGCAGAGCACAGAUAACAUCAGCAGCGCAAGAUCUUCUAUUUCUCCAUGAAUUCAAAGGCAGAAGACAAUUCCACGGCAGCUCGUACCUGAGAGAAGCAAACUACAGUACUUGCUACGUAUGCGGACAAGAAGAUGUCAUUCAGACACUCCUACUGCAGAAGUACCGAGGAGAAGAAGAAACCCCCAACUUCCCGAAAAAGCACAGUCACGGCAAACAUAAAUACCCGAUGGUCCUUGGAAACUACCCGGAAACAGACAUAAUCUUACCACUGACAUCCUGCGACGCCUGCGCGUGGCUCUUGAUUCAAGAAAAGGAGCUACCAAACGGCGAGCGUAUCGACGCUGCGUUACCAUUGGUCUCACUGGCCGAGAAUGUAAAUCGACAACAAUGGACAAACACUCUACUCAAAGCCUUUGGAAAUCGGUUCCAUGAACGAAUCGUCCUUCUUGUCUUCCUUUCCUCACUCUAUUCAACAAUCGAAGAUAUAAUCGCAAGCGAUGAACCAAAUUCAUACGAUCUUAUCCAAAGUCUCGAGUGGUGCGCUCGAGCCUUGACCGAGCUACCUGGAAUAGCUAUCGCCGCGGGCCUCACUCCGGCCGGCACACCAAUGUCCUACACCAUGGACGAGACAAUGUCACUACAGAAAGCCGUGGGGUUAAUAUUUUCGCCCAAAAGUGCGGUCCUGAUAGAGUCGUCAUUUUUGAUGUACCCGAUCGAUGGAUUUGUAGCAAUUGUCCACGUUGCUGAACUCUUAGAGCACGUUGAGCCGUACCAGAUUGAGAAAUUUGUCUGGAGACGGUUACUUUACCAUUUUACUGAGCAACAUAUCAAACUCCACGCACAGGUUGGAUUCGAUGAAGCGAAUGCGAAACUCGAAGAAAUUAUCACCGAGAGACCUCCUUCGUCGUCGAGCUCGGAAAAUAAGGACUCAGAUGAGCCGAUCCUAGUCGUGUCGCCAAACCGAGUCUCUGGCUCUACAUCUAUACAGAAAUUGGAUGGAACGUAUCUUCUGCCCUCGUCUUCGGAUUACCUUGAGCAGUUCAGACGGAUGGAGUCGUUUUUCACGUCCAUUGAAACCACGACGAAGUAUGAUGCUGCACUUGGUGUCUUCCUUCACAUGUUGCUGGAUACUUUGAUUUCUCAGCAAUCGGGUACUCUGGACGUUUCCGAUGUUUUCACGCAAGUGCGAUAUAGGGCGGAUGAGACUAAACGAUCUCAUGAGGGGCUGUAUGAUGUGUUUGUUGAUCCGAAGCUUAUGUCCGAAGAAGAUGCUGGGAGAUUGAUAGAGGCAUGGCAUCAGCAUGGCGAUGUUUCCCAUAAUGUAGUAUUAUGA